Pecten maximus is the source of this 4713-nucleotide messenger RNA. RefSeq lists its product as uncharacterized. Lineage: Eukaryota; Metazoa; Mollusca; Bivalvia; Pectinida; Pectinidae. Bases 177 to 1988 code for a protein of 603 amino acids. Gene Ontology annotation, molecular function: protein binding. The record is from RefSeq and is a predicted model, not a curated record. The transcript is spliced from 2 exons.
AUCUAACUACACUGAACACAACAUUAUGUCAAAAGCGAAAAGCGUUUAUGUUUCCAGAUGUUAUGGACGCGACUCUAGCACAGAAGUAGAACAUGAAGUCUUAUCAAAUACCUAACGAUUUGAUCCCAGCAAGAUCCAGGCGCAACAAUGAUGUAACUUAAGAUAUGCCUCAUUAAAUGUUGAUGAAACAUACCUCCAGCAGCCGAGACCACAUGAUGUCAAGGUGUGACCGUUAUCGUCCAAUCAACUCAUGCUGGGGGUACGGACAACCAAUGGACAACUCUCACUCUACCAUACAGAAGUUGAGUACGUUGUAUUGCGACCCGGAGAUGAGCGACCUUCAGCUAGUCGUCGGCGAUAAGGUGUUUCACACCCACAAACUCAUCUUGAGCAUUUCUAGCGAUGUACUCAAGACCAUGUUGACCAGUCCAACAUGGCCGGAGUCCUACAAGGACCAAAUUGUGUUACAGGAAGAUCCUGAAUGUGUCGAGGUGUUUGGAGAUUUUUUACAUUAUCUCUACACAGGGCGAAUACACAUGAGUCACCUGACAGUCUUGCCGAUUCUGUCUCUAGCGGAUAAAUAUAAUAUCGGUGACCUUUCCUCUCUUUGUAUAGACUACAUGUGUUCGCAUUGUGUGGCGACCAAACACACGAGUCGUGUCUUGUCCUGGUACACAUAUGCCAACAUGUGUGGACACAAACAGUUGGAACAUGUGUGUGAAGAGUACAUUGUGUGGAAUUUUCAGUUUGUCAUCGAAACUGAUGACUUUUUGUCCAUAUCAGCUGACAUCCUUUUGCAUUUCUUCCGAUCACCAGACAUUGUUGUAAAAAAUGAAUUAUCCUUAUAUCAAGCUGUUAAGAAAUGGGUCAUGAAAAAGCUCGGAAGCAAGGAAAAAGACGAGUCUACAAAAUCUGUAAGUUCCACGGCACAAUUUGUUGUAAGAAACUUGGGACAACACACUCGAUUCACGCUGAUGACUUACAGUGAACUCAAGUCCCUACAAGAUGACAGCUUAGUGGAGAUUUUCCGCGACAUCCUAGAAUCACCUAUACAGGCAGCUUUACAAGUCCAUAUUGCUCAAAAAACUCCUGCUCAUCAGACUGAAAAUGAUACUCAUAUUUAUCCUACAAAUGGCAGCUCCUCAUCAUCACCAUUGUCGUCGUCAUCGUCAUCAUUGUGUCAUAGUUCACAACUAAAAGAUCAUAUAUCCCCUUCCAGUUACCAUAUACAAUGCGAAGGAAGGUUUGUCAAACAGAAUUCAGCAGAAAACCAUUUGGAUGACAGCCAAGGUGGACUGAUCAGCCAUGAUUGUCAACUUAAGUCUGUCCAUAACAUUCAAAGUGCUACAAUACCAUCACUGCAUGAAAUCAACACAAACAAGUUUGAUAACUUAUCAUCAAACAGUCAAAGUGCUCAACUUGUUGAUGUUUCUCCAUCGAGAACCCCAUCAGCUUCGUCAACUGUCGCAGUGAGACAAGAUCUCCCUCGAAUUUACACGUGUGAUUCUUGGUGCACUGAAAUGGUCGUGUCAGAACUAGGGGAGAUAACUCCUGGCGAUGUCUUGGGAGCAUUUUUCUCAACGCCGGUGACAGGAUGCGAAGAAGACGAUAGUUGUUACUGGGACUGGCACAUUGAUCUUUACCCCAAGGGCGUGACCUUCAAGAAGUGCAUGAUGAUUGGUAUGCUCGAAAACAGAGAAAUCGACGAAGUGCUUUAUGAGACUGUGCGACUGACUGUUACUUCAAACAGUUCGGAGACCCGGAAGGUGAAAAUUAGUGUGAUGGUGAUCGGAGAAGAGGAAGGCCUGGAAUAUGUUGUACGCGGCUUGACAAAGACUUGUAUCUUUGAUGAAGAUCAUGUGCUGUUCAAUAUCAGCGACAUUGUCCCGUAUGCUUGUCUCCAUGGCAACAAACCAUUGUAUAAGAUUGGUGAAAAGAGAGAUACCUUAAAGGUCACAGUGGCCAUACGACCUGCCUUAACAGUGUAAACCUAGGUAUAGAUUGAUAUACAUGUUAUACAUAUUCCAGGGUGUACCAGGUAUAUAAAUGGUGUUUUUUGCUAUUAUGAGCCCCUUAAUUAUAAGCUUUCAACACUUGGACAUUCUCCAUGUGAGCUGUAUUUGAUAACUUAUCCCUGCGUGAGCCCCAUUUGACACUUUGACACUCUUUCUGAGCCCUUUUUUUCCAUUUCGAUUAGUUGAAUUUUCAAAACAGUGCUUCGGUUAAAAAAAAAAUCAAAAGAAAGAUUUAUCAUUUCUUGUGUUUUCUGGUGUGUUUUUUCUCCAAAAAAAAAAAACCCCAUAAAAACUGCUUAAAUUCCCUUUUGAAAUUAGAUGAAGUUUUAACAUUGUGCAUUGUGAAAUUGUAGCAUAGUGAUGAAUUUACAAUUGUUUAUAGAUAGAUUUGUUUGCUGUUAAUUUUAAGAACAAAAAAAAUCACGUAAGUACAUGUACUGUACAAUAUCUGAAAGAAGCUAAUGCUGAACUUUUAUGUACAUUUUGUAUACGAUUGUGAACCCCUCAUAAUAAGUCGUUGGACAUAUAAAGGAUCUGCUUAUAUGUAAUUGUGUAAGUAUCCAAUCCCAAAAUGUCCUUAUUAGGUCUACAGUCGUCUAUUUAAAUUCCAUUUUCAUGAAAGUUCAUACAUCUGAUUAAAUUAAAACAAUACUUUUUUUGUAUCAUCCACCUAUAUUGGGUUAAGAAUGGGGGCUCUGUACAGUUUUAAUAUGAUUGCCAUGAAAGUUCAAACCCAUGUUUCUUUUAGGUAGUGUCUUGCCCAAUUAGGACAUAACCAAAUGUAAGACAGCAUGCAUAUGGACCAACCCAUUUCUCAGCUUCCUGAUCAAGAGAAAUUCAAACCAACACUGGUUGUGAGCGUCAAACAUUCACCUCGGUUCUGCACCUGAGGUAUAGUUGUAAGAGGAUUUGCAUUGGAAUUGUUUACAAUGCGUAAUAUGUCCGAAUCUUAAUUUUUGUUUUGUGUAAUGUUUCAUUUUGUUUUUAUAUUUCUUAACCAGAGCUUUUCAUGCAACUUGUUAGCAAAGGGAGGUAACUUGAAAAGUUAGUGUUUUGUGUUGUGAAGCAAAUGUUAAGAAAUAAGUUCAGUUACUAGGGAUGUCAUUGCAUUGUUUGGGGCUCAGGGUAGGUGUGACUUCAUUGUUGGGGCUCAGGGUAGGUGUGACUUCAUUGUUGGGGGCGCUGGGUAGGUGUGACUUCAUUGUUGGGGGCGCUGGGUAGGUGUGACUUCAUUGUUGGGGGCUCUGGGUAGGUGUGACUUCAUUGUUGGGGGCGCUGGGUAGGUGUGACUUCAUUGUUGGGGUCGCUGGGUAGGUGUGACUUCAUUGUUGGGGGCGCUGGGUAGGUGUGACUUCAUUGUUGGGGGCUCUGGGUAGGUGUGACUUCAUUGUUGGGGGCGCUGGGUAGGUGUGACUUCAUUGUUGGGGGCGCUGGGUAGGUGUGACUUCAUUGUUGGGGGCACAGGCCUAGGGUAGGCAUCAGUGCAUUGUUGGGGGCGCUGGGUAAGUAUCUGUGGAUUGUUGGGGGCGCUGGGUAGGCAUCAGUGGAUUGUUGGGGGCGCUGGCUAGGUGUCAGUAAAUUGUUGGGGGGCGCUGUGUAGGUAUCAGUGUAUUGUCAGGGGCACUGGGUACGUGUCAGUGCUUUGUCGAGGGGGCUGGGCAGAUCUAGCUGGUAGUGUGGUGCGUUAAUAUGGUGGAGGAUUUUAAAGGCAGUAGAUAUUUAAAUGCCAUUAAGACACUAGACCCAUAUUAAUACAAGAUCUAGGAAGCACACAGAGUACCUGGAAAAAAUCUAUUAUGGCUGUGCAAGUGAUUCCAUAUACCUUUCUUCUUCCGAACGUGUUACAGAACCCUGGUCAUCUAGGUGAAAAGAUACCUGGUAUGUCUGCAUAAAAAGUUUUAUGUGAUCAUAUAGUUAAAGAUGCAUUUAUCCUGAAAAAAAUGGCUUUUACCAAUGCAUUAUUGUGUAAAAUAAAAUCUAGAACAGAAAUCUAUUAUUUUUCUUACCAUUGUUUUCAUAUCAAUAAACUUAUUUUCUAUUUAAAUUGUUGCAUUCUAAUUAGUGCAUGAGUUUGUUCAAAAUAUUAAUUUUUAUUUAGUUUGCAUACUGUACAGUUUUAACUUUGAAGGUUUAGUUUUUUUUUCAAAGAUUUUCAAUGAAAGAAUAAAAUUGUGAAAGACAGAAUAUUAUGGUCCAUUAAUUUCUGCACAAAAUAUAUCCUUUUUGCUGCAAAUCAUUGCUAAUACCACAAUAUUGUAAAUUUAUUUUUUUCACAGUAUGUUACAAAUAUUUUUUAAAAACAUGGGUCGAUUAUUUAUGUAAUUUGCCAAGAAAAAAAUAACUUGUUCACCGUUCUUAAAAUCGAUUUUGCAUUAAUCCGUGUAUGUAUUAUUAUGACUUCAUUGUAUAAUUAUGAAACUUCCAAGAGCUUUUUGUCAGAUUUUUCUUAUAGAAAUUGUAUGACCCCAUGUUAUAUCGUUUAUUUAAUAUAUACAUUGUGUACCUGCUUUGCUUACUUGAUUGUUUGAUAGUGAUUUAUUUUUUUGUUUAAGUUUUCAUAUUAUGAUCAUACAGAGAAGGUUUUGUUAAUGAGGAGACAAGCAGUAUAUAGUACUGUUAUAUAUCAUGGUAGCCAUGUUUUGCCUUUAAGAAGAGAGCCUCUGAUAUUCCCGUAUGAUAAUAAAAAUGUUUAUUCUGA